UUGGUAAUGACUUUGGAGGGUUUGGGGUGGGGCGGAGUUUAUUUAUGAGUCUCUUAUUUUUCUUCAGGGUACCUGCUUGCAUAAGACUGGUAGCAGCGAAUGGUGAAUAGUCUUGCCAUGCGGAAAGACAAGGUGGCCUUCCAGUUAGCGACCGGUCUAGAGCGUGUUUGCUUUCAUUUAUACCUGCUUCAGGCCUCCAUCUUAUGGAAUAUUUGUGGUUGGGUGUGUAGUGUUUGCUUCUGACUCCGCCUUCUGUAGUAGUGACAGUGGAACAAGCAUUCCCAGUUUCUACUGGGAUUGGGAAUCUUCCAAGUUGUGGAACAACGAUCUUUCGCUGGAGAUUUCCACCCUCCUCUGCAAUCUCACAGGCGGGUCCUUAUCUUUCACUAGGGGUGUGGUUUCCAUUCACAUUAACUCUUUAGAACGGCUUCAAUAUUUAAUUUCUCUGGUGAAUUGCAGCAACGAAAGCUUUUUAAAAAUAAUUGCAGCAGUGCCGUGUUUCCCAGAAAAGCCCCUCUUGCCUGCUGAAGGAAGCAAAAUGAUAUUGAUUUUAAAUUUUUGCAACUAUACCAGAAACAGAAUUCUCCCCCACCCCCAUUUCAAGAAAAAGUAAUAUGACUUGGCUUUUCAGGUGUUGACAUACGUGAUCUCAUUGACUCUUCCAAGCCUCCUGCGACGUAGUAUUCUUCCCAUGUUAUAGACAGGGAUGGGGCAGCAACUUAAGCCUACCUAAAUAGUUGCUUUUCUAAAGUCUUCUCUGUGCCAAUGUCAUUCUAGCAAGCUAAGAUAUAGGUCAGCAUUGCAUAUUAACAGCAGUUUGGGAAAGAGAUUAGUACCCAACUGACCUGUGUCUAGCUGUUUUAGGCUGUCAUUAUUGUUGAAACUGCCCCUCGGCUAGCGGUUCAAAUCGGUCCCCCGUAGGUUGUGCCAGAAACCUUUUUGCUUAAUUCCGUCAUCUUAUCCAAACAGCCGGAGCGCCAUGCUGACCUCAUUCAUAUUAAUGGCAGAUUUUAAUAGGCCUUAAAGCUCCUUUGUCUCUUUCUUCGAACAAGACGUUUAGGAACUUGGAGUGGCACAGUUUCUCAGAGAUAAAUAAAAAUAAUGAGGGGAGUUAGUGGAAAUCCAGACGAAAGGUUUGCUUUCCAGAACACACAAAGGUCAAACGCUAAGUCCAGUCCCGGAAGGACAUUGCCCUCCCUGCAUUUGCAGCGGAUUCAAAGUUAUUUAAAAUAAUAUUCAGGUGUUUGAGACUACUAGAUUCUGUACAGACUUUUAAAUAUAAAAGCAAGCCCUGCCUGUUGGAUAACUGUCAUGUUGAUGACCCUUCAAGCAAUUCAAUGAUUGGAGCAGAAGUGGGUCGAAGAAAACCACACUGGUAAAGUCUGAGAAUAUGGCGUAUGCGAGAACCUGCGGAAGCUGGAGAUCACAGGAGUGUCCUGCCGAGAUGUGUACGCCAAACGUAUAAACCCACGAGUGAAGUCGGGGCGUUUUAUGAAAAUCCUUCCCGACUACGAGCACAUGGAGUACAGAGAUGUUUACACCUACCUGCUGCACAGAUACCGACACAUCUUGGGGCUGUGGCAGCCGGACAUUGGACCCUACGGGGGACUGUUGAAUGUGGUGGUAGAUGGCUUGUUCAUCAUUGGCUGGAUGUAUUUGCCUCCCCAUGACCCUCACGUGGAUGACCCAAUGAGGUUCAAGCCCCUCUUCAGAAUUCAUUUAAUGGAAAGGAAGAGCGCCACGGUCGAGUGCAUGUAUGGCCACAAGGGCCCCCACAAUGGACAUAUUCAGAUAGUGAAAAAAGAUGAGUUUUCAACAAAGUGCAACCAGACGGACCAUCACCGUAUGGCAGGAGGAAGGCAAGAGGAAUUUCGGACGUGGCUGAGAGAGGAAUGGGGGCGGACGCUGGAAGACAUCUUCCAUGAACACAUGCAGGAGCUUAUCUUGAUGAAGUUCAUCUACACCAGUCAAUAUGACAACUGUUUGACAUACAGGCGCAUCUUCCUCCCUCCGUGUAGCCCCGACGACCUAAUCAAGCCAGGCCUUUUCAAGGGAACGUACGGGAGCCACGGCCUUGAAAUUGUCAUGCUGAGUUUCCAUGGGAAAAAGGCCAAAGGGACUAAAAUAACAGGAGACCCCAACAUCCCAGCUGGCCAGCAGACCGUGGAGAUAGACCUGGCUCAUCCCAUCCGCCUGCCGGACAUAGAAAACCAGAGUAACUUCAGCGAGCUCUCCCGCAUCGUCCUGGAAGUGCAGGAGCAGGUGAGGCGAGAGCAGCAGGGGCUGGAAGAAGGCGCCCAGGAAGGCAAGGAGCUGGAAGAAGAGGGCCAGCCUCAGCCUGGGCCCUGCCAAAGGGAAGAGGACAGGGCAGGGGCCUCUGCCGCUGGAGAAGGGGAAGCUGCCCAGCCCCCUCCGCAGCCCUUUGUCCUCCCGGCAGGUGUUGCAUCCAGGAAUGAAGACUACCCCCGGACCUGCAGAGCGUGCUUCUAUGGCACAGGACUCAUCGCAGGCCACGGCUUCACCAGUCCCGAGCGGACCCCCGGUGUCUUCGUCUUGUUUGAUGAUGACCGCUUCGGCUUCAUCUGGCUAGAGCUGCAGUCUUUCAGCCUCUACAGCCGCAUCAAAGUCUCCUUCCAGAAUGCGGAGGCGCCGUCCCGGGAGGCUUUUGACGAGAUGCUGAAAAACAUUCAGUUACUGACGUCGUGAUAGGGGGCUGCCCACGUGCCAGAGGAGGAGGCCGCGUCCCCAUCUGCCCUCCCCACGGCAGACAGCAUGCACUUGUCCAUAAGGCCUUUUUACCAAAAUGUGUACACACUCCUUGGAGCAUUAAUUAUAUUUUCCCAGCCUGUUAUGUAUAGUUUGUAAUAUAGCUCUGUAUAUUUGAAAGGCAGCCCACCACAGGGCUGCUGAGCAUGUCUGUGAAGUGUCUAUUUUGUUUUUUAAAGGAGGAUAGUGUUUGAGCAGGGAGAUCAAGUCCAGCGCUUGGCAGGCCGUGUAAAUAAUUGAAUGGCCAUCGGAGGGUGUAUAUUAAAACUAACAGCUGGUGUUCUCCCUGUGCGAACAAGCUGCUUUGGGGACGAUUUCGUAGCCAUGGGCUUUUCUGAACAUGUGUCUGUCGCUUUAGAAUCUGAUUGCUUUUCAAAAGGCCGAGCUGCCACUAUCGAUAAAGAGAUUUUAAACUAACUCUGCCUUCCCCCUCUCAUGCUAGGACUCAUUUCCCUCCCAAGAUAAAUGGGUAUCAAACCUUGUAGGGCUAUAGCAUUUCCCAGGGCCAGACAGAGAGAUUCAUUGCAUCAAGAGCUUGGAGGAGGUGAGAGAAAGCAGUGGCAGAAAUCUCUUUGCCCUUUCUUAGUAAAGAGUCCGGUAGCACCUUUAAGACUAACCAACUUUAUUGCAGCAUAAGCUUUCGAGAACCACAGCUCUCUUUGUCAGAUGCAUCCAAAGAAAAGAAUUUGGAAAUUUGGAGCGAAUGUUGCAACAGAAGCAAAUAAGAUAUCAGUGAAAAAUUCCCUUUGCUUUAGAAAUAUUUUGACAAAGGGCAGAAAAAUAACAACAAUUGAACAAGCCAAAGCACUCUGACGAGAGCUGAGAGCAAAGCUCUGUAAUCAAAGCUCAGAUUUGGAAGAUGCUGGGCUUUCAUCUAGAGAAGAGGAAGGAGUGAAAGGAAAAGAGAGGACUUCUGGUGGGCGGAGAUGAGGACAGACAGCUGAAUUUACAGCUUGGAAGACGCUGAGCAGUUUAAAAGGUUUUAAGAUAAUUACUUUUUUUUCCUAAUGUACUGUCUGCUUAGAAUAGUUUCAUGGAAGUAUAAUUAAGGACAUUUCCUAGCUUCCCAGCUUCUGUCUCUAUUUUGCUCUGAUAAGGAGCCAGCUGUUCUGAUAACACUUGGAAAACAUUGGAAAACAUCAGCCUAAAUGGAUAAAUACCCUGUUUAUAUUGGAUAAGUAUUCUACCUAAGUGAAACGCUGGGAAAAUAAGAGAAGCAAGAGAAAAGUGUUAAAUAAGCUUAUGUCUGAAUUCUAGCUUUGUAUUUUUACAAGCAGUAAGCAGGGAUAAUGAGACCUUGUAAACGUGCGAGAGAAGUAGAGGAAACUCUGGCCCCUGUUGCUAAAUAAUCAAAGAUAGGUGAUUAUUUUUCAUCACCCAAUAUACUGGUGUCACAAAUGCCAGUAUCUAAUAGGUGCUACCGAACUCUUUACUAUUUUGCAACUACAGACUAACACGGCUAACUCCUCUGGAUCUUUGCCCGUUGCAGAGAGAUUUCUGGGACAGUGGGCCGAAAGAGUUGCUGCAUGUUUCCCCCCCCCCUGGUUCUGAGCCUGCAACAGGGAAUCAGAACCCAGCAGCAUCAGGCCCCUGAUGGCUUGGAAUGGCAUCCUCUUUCUCUUGGGGAACGUCACUUCUCUCCCCUCCAAAGCUUUAUCAGCCACAUGUGCCUCUUGAAGGGUGGGAGAUUCCAGGGUCUCUUCCCCCCCCCCCCUCCAGCUGCUGGGUAAGGGAAAGCUACUCAAUCACAGGCUGUAACACUCUCAACUGUGCCAGCCUCCAGGUGCUGCAGAACUUAAAAAGGUAGUAGUGUUGUUUGACAGCGUUCAGCAGAUCCAGUCAGAGUCUAGUCCCAAACCACACGUUCCUGGUAGCUGUAGCCUCCUUCCUCUUGUAUGGACACUGUGAUACACUAUCAGUGCCUGGCCUGUGCAAGCCUUAGUGCCAGCAGCUGGGACCUCUUGCUGCCCUUAGGUUCCCUUUUAAUUGCGUCACCCCUUUUUUAAGCUCUUGGAUCUUGCAAACUUGUUUGAUUUGCACAGUCUUCUUGGAAUGGUUUUCUCCCCUGCUGCCGGCACCUUCCUGUGACUACUAUUUUUUUUAAAGGAUUACCAGCUUAUCUUGGAGACUCUGAUAAGUCUCCCACCUGCUGCAAAAUGCUCAAGCCCCACAGUCCCCAGAAGGAGAAACUGGAAAGGGAGGGGGGAGGCCCAAGUUCUCACUGGCGCAUAUGCCUGAAUCAAGCAAGCCGCUCCUUGCCAGAGCAAUGAGCUGUUCUUUUCCUUUCUACGCGUUCAUUUCAUUCAGCUUCCUUCUGGCUGUCUUUGGUCAGGAAUCCUUGGCUGCUCCCUCCCCCCGCGCCCCCCUUAGCCUUUUCGAGCAAACAUGAAUGCAGUUUCCUUUCCUCGGUGUGUGAUUUGUUCUUUUCCCGGGCUUAGAGAAGAAGAAGCUGUUCUUUCCUCUGUUGUGACAGUGUCAUUGUUAUGAAAUGCACCUGUAGCUAUCACUGCACCAGGGAAGAAGAACAGUUGUGUUUGUAUGAAGGAGCAGCACAGUCCGUCGGUUCCAGCGUAGCCCUGGGUUGAGCUGGCUCAGGGCACCACCAUCUGUUCUUUGCAGGACUGGGGUGCAAAAUGCACAGACCGAAAAGUAAUACACGCCAGCUUGCAACUCAUAAAUUUAAUCAAAUAGGAAGCGGGUGAGGGAAACCAAGGUCAGGGUUAGGGUGGGUGGGAAGAGCUGAGUUGCUGACUGGGAUACAGAGAGACAGGAUGGCUGAAUAGGAAUGCUGGGAAGCUGAUAUGUGGAUGUUCACAGGAGGCGGAGAGAAUGGGAGGAUGAAACUGGCUGAGAGAAGGCAUCCUGAAGUGAGGGUUAGUCUUAGGAGCGAAGUCUCCAGGGCGAUGCAGAAGAAAACUUCCGACUAAAUGUCUUGUGGUUCUUAUGUUCUGAGUAACCUAAAUGGAGCUGCUGCAGGCUAAUGGAUUGGCGGUUGCUGCGCUUCUCGAUUGCACGAAAGAGGUUUUAGCUGCUGACUGUGUGGCUGGUCCAGUAGGCGUUACCUACUCGUCAUAGAGCCAGAGUGACUGUGUGGAAGUGGCAUCACUUAAAAUCAGGUUGAUGUGCCUUUGGGACCCUGGUGCUUAGGCGAGCUCAAGCCUCACCUGGGCUCACGAGAGUUGCUUGUGCAAAACUACAAGCCUUUGGAGCAUUUGCCUGAAGGUCAAAGGCUUGGCCAGUCACUUCCGGAAGUGCGGGAACGAUUCUGUUUUAGAGCCAGCUGGAUUUCUUUGCUUUUUACUGUUUAUAGCAGAGAACUUGAUUUCUGCGAUGCAACUUGGAAGGGGUGGGUGGGUUCGUAGCAGAACUGAACAAACGAGCAAGUAUUGAAUUCGACAUGACCUGUUCCAGGCAUGGGGCAUGGAAAUCUGUGUGCCAGCUUGGCCUUCAGCUGGCAUCUCAUCUGUUCACAGGGUAAACUCCGCUCUGCCGCUGAGCGAAGAUCAUGAACUUGCUUAACGUUUUAUUUGCUGCUGUUGAUCCAACAGAACACAGCUGCUGAGAUGCUCCUGGCAACUGCAGAUGUGUUCACAGAGGGAAUGCCUGCAUGGGCGCAUCGGUCUGCUUCAGACAGUUCGCAAACAGCAUUUAUAAAAUCGGUAUGAACUGACACGCCAAGGUAGCCAGCAGCUGAAAUCUGCAUUUGGUAGCAUGAAGUGGGAGGGGACGUCUGCUAGCCUGCCUGUUCUUUCCUCUCUUCCUGUAGCUUUCUCUGACUUUGCUUUGUACAGUUGCUCCUGUAAGCUGGAGUGGCAAGUUCUGUGCUGCAGGUUACCUGGCAGAAAUGGCACAAACAAAAUGCAGUACUGGUCAGAAAAUGGCCACACAACCAUAGGAAGCGUCAGCUUUCUUUUUACCUGUCCCUCCCACCUUGGAGCCAUGAAACUUGCUGUAACAAAGUCUGUCUCUACACGAGACAUCUUAACACGGGGAUGCUCAAGUGCAGAGAGAGACAAUGUUAGCCGGGAAGCGUAGUUUAAAAAGUCAGAGCCAGCAGAGAUCACUCCUCAGAGGGUUUGUUAAUUUCAUCUUCACCUCCCCAAGGGUCUGUCAAUUUCACUUCCUCUUGGGGGAGGCAAGGAUGAAAUUAACAAACCCUCUGAGGAGUGAUCUCUGCAGGUUCUCUUUUUAAACUACCCUCUGCAGAGAGGUGAAACUGACGGAGCCUUUGGCUAACAUUGAGUCUCCCUACACUUGAGCAUCCCUGUGUAAGAUGUCUCCUGUCGACUCUGUGUGUGUGUGUUGUGGAUGCAGGUGAACCCUGUGGUGUGGUGUUUGUAGGAUGGUAGGGUUUGGUCUCAGGGGUGUAAGGGAGAGUCCAGAUGGGAAAUCUCUGUUUGGGUGCUCUUGGCAAGCUCUCAUUCUCCUGCCCGGCUGGGGUCAGGCCGACCCUUGCUGCAAUCCCCAACUGUACUGGGCAAGGGUGGAAUUGAUUUUUGCCUGCCGGCUCACACAGGGAUUUCACUGGAAAGCAUUGCCCUGGCCUUGCCAGUUUUAUUUAUUUAUUGCUCUUUUUAAAUAUUUGCAAGCAGACUAUAUAUCUAUGACAGGUUGGGGGGUGGAGGCAGUGGCUUUUAUGUUGGGAUCCCAGCAAGGUGAGAGGCAAUUCACGCAGUAUUUGUGGGGCAGGGGUGGGGUGGGGGGAGACUCGUGUGGCUUUGACUGUAGCUGUGCCCCGCCCGUGGAACUUUGCCCUCUUCCUUUUAGGGAAAAGCACUCCUUCUGACUUAAAGGGGAGAAAAUGAAGGGGCAUUGUUGGGGAACCCCAUAUUUUUAAUUUUAAAUUUUUUUUGCCAUGUAUAGUCCGCCUUUCUCACUGAGACUCAAGGCGGAUUACACAGUGUGAAAUUAGUACAGUUAAUUUCAAGGACAUUUCCAUAAACAUAAACACAAUUUUACAAAGAUAUAGCAUGACCCCUCCCUCCAAUUAUCCCAGCCAUUGAGAAUCCUGGCUGUUCCUCUCUAGAAAGCGUUCCCCUCCAUCAUAUUGAGUUGUUUCUUUAGUCAUGCUGGUGUUGGCAAUAUUAGCAACUGGCUCUAAGAGAUGAAUGGAAUCCGUUUGCAUGACCCUCACUAGAGAAAUAUGAUCAGGGAGGGAGAAAGGUGGGUCCUUUUGUGCUGUGCUGCAUUACGCUGUGUGAAGUGCCAGGUCUCUACCUGGAUUUGGGGGAAGGCACAUAAAUAGGAGAGGCAAGCACAACAGUGGUUGUGUGCAUGCAAAUGUAAUGUCAGGUGCUUAAGCUUUCUUCCAAGGAAGUAAGCUGGUUCGGCUCUUGCAUUGAGCAUUUUUCAUGUGGUCAACCUUCAGUUUCCUCUGCUAGGAGAUGUGCAACCUUUCCCUGUGCGAGGGGGUGGGAGUGGCAUCCUUCUUCAGAAAUGCAUCUUCAUUAGCCCUUCAAACUCCCAUGUUGCUGGACUUGGGUGUGGGAAUUCCUUUUUUCCUUUCCUCGUAGUGUGUGAGCUGCAGUUUGCAACAGUUCCCGGGUUCCAUCUGUCCUACUACCAACGUCUUUGGAAUGGUACCUCUUCAAGCGUGCUGCUCUCUGAACUAUAUGGGGGCAAAGCAAGCCCCCCACCCAGGCAUUCCUCCUACCGUGUCUGUGGGCUGCAAUGUCAUGGUCAACGCUCCACACAACGACCUGGAUGUGGUUCAGGGAGCUGAGACGCUGCUGCUUUCUAGGUGUCAGAUGAGUGAGCUUUCAGCUACACCUUUCCUACUUGCUGAUGGUUGCCCAAGAACCCUUUUCUGAUGAUAAAAAUAAAAAAGAUUUUGAGAACCUGA
Eublepharis macularius is the source of this 8608-nucleotide messenger RNA. It is a transcript of the gene FBXO31, whose product is annotated as F-box protein 31. Gene Ontology annotation, molecular function: protein binding. The record is from RefSeq and is a predicted model, not a curated record. Lineage: Eukaryota; Metazoa; Chordata; Lepidosauria; Squamata; Eublepharidae. The transcript has 10 exons. Bases 1492 to 2706 code for a protein of 404 amino acids.